This is a messenger RNA of Onychostoma macrolepis, 10905 nucleotides long. Its product is annotated as receptor-type tyrosine-protein phosphatase S-like. Gene Ontology annotation, biological process: protein dephosphorylation. The record is from RefSeq and is a predicted model, not a curated record. Gene Ontology annotation, molecular function: protein binding; protein tyrosine phosphatase activity. NCBI's taxonomy places the organism in Eukaryota, Metazoa, Chordata, Actinopteri, Cypriniformes, Cyprinidae.
AACUCCACCGAGAGUCCCAGAGAAGACGCUCUUCACCAGUGCAGCGCUGAUUCAACCCUCGGAAGCGCUCAGACUGAUGUUUGUUUGAAGGACGGUUGAGGUUUCUGCUCGUGUGAGAGUUAGCGAGCGCUGGAUGAAGCCGACGGGAAGAUCUCACAAAGCCGUGCAAGUUAAAUUUAAUCUCUGGACAGCUUCCAGUUGUAGCCUGCAGGGGUUUGAGCUCUGCGUCAGAACAGCCGUGGUUUACCAUUUGUUCUGCGGGAUCAAAGACUUUUAUGUUAAACAGAAUUUACAGCCGCCAUAGAGCUCGCGGUCUUGGAGCGGCGUGGACGGGUCAGAAGAGCCGCUGCUUCUGAGGGUCAAACAGUCACUGGAUCUGACCACGUUUGCUGGGAGAGUGAAAUUAAAUCUUUAAAACGUACUCAGAGAUGCUCAUGUAUAGCUGCAUAUUCCAUUGCUGAUUUAUGUGCACUAUAUAUGUCCUCAAUGCACUGAACAAAAUUAUAAUACAUUUUAAGGUAAGUGGUUGCAAACAAUUUAUUUUAGCUACAUUUAAAAUGUUGAAAGUUAGUCAACUAAAUUUGUUUAUUUAAAUGUAGCUAAAAUAAAUAGAUUGCAACCACUUACCUUAAAAUUGAGUAAAUUCAAUGAAUCAUUUUUUCAGUGUGUGCUAUUGGCAGGACUGAAUUCUGUCUGUAAAGUCUACAAGUCUACAAACGUUUACACUUUUUUUAUUACAUUUUUUUUUCUUCUGGACUUUUUGUACAAUUAUUUAAUUUUUUGUCUUUUUUUUUUGCCCCAUAAGCUACCUUUUCAGUUAGGGCCCUAUGAAAUCCAUUUUAUUUUUCGCUAAAUUCUGUCUUUUCCAUUUAAUUUUUUUCUGGAAUCAGUGUUAUAUAAUUUACUACAAAUUCAGCAUCAAAAAAGGUGUCUAAUGAAAUAAAUUAAACUUUUUAAUAAAUUUCAUCAACCUUCUAAUAUCUAGUCAUAUGAGAAUUUAACAGUUAAUUUAUAACAGAGCAAUGCAUUUUUAUUUUUAGCCAAAUAAGAUGCUGCACAACAGAACUGUAUACAUUAGAAAAUAUAUUGGGUCUGUGUAAUUGCUCAAUAAUAUUAUUAUCAUUAUUAUUACAUUGAUAAGUAGGCUACAUUUUUGUAUACAGUAGUGAUAUAUUUCUUAUGUUGGCGGUUUGUGCUGAAGAUCAGUGUGUGUUUGACGUGGGUUUUUUCUCAGAGUAAAGCUGAAGCCACUCUCAGAGCAGCUCUGGAGAUGAAGUUCACGUGCUCAUAUAUUGAGACGCAGACACUGAAAACAUGUUUGAUUAAGCCUAGUGUGUUUGAACCCCUACAUGACUGCACUUUCUCCCAAACUGUGAAUCCAGUCAAAUUCAAAUUUGGUUUCUGUUGAUUUUGACGUUUGCGUGUGCAUUUACUGCACUGGAACCCUAACUCAUAUUUCCACUCUAUAUGCUCUUUACAUGUGUUUCUACUGCUUUGGCUUGGAUUCCCAGUGAAUGUGUGCGCUGACGCUGCUGUGCUCUUUGAAUGCUCGCGCUUGCAACAGACGCUGCGCUUCGGGGUCGUGUCUGCAGCUUGUCUGUAGAGGAACUGGAGCGUUUCAGCUGUUAAGCAUUAGUGUUGUUUUCACACACAUCUGCACUGGCGCAAGCUUCAUUUAACAUCGAUCAGCCGCGCAAUCUGCUGCCGCCACCCUCCGUAAGCGGCUUGCGGCCUGCGCUAACCCAACGCCCGUCAUUUGCCUGUCUUUGACCCGCGGCCUGUCCUUCCGCAGAUGUCCUGACCCGCGACAGCUGGAGGCUCGUUCCCGCGCCGUAAGACGGCCAAUCAGCACAGACGACGGCUUUAGAGCCUAACCCUAACCCCACACAACAGCUACUGUCAGCUCCGUCAACUUCCCCUUGUACACAGUGUGGAGUCUGACAUCAAGCAUCACGCGUUCACAGCUGGCUAGUCUAAUGGUUUAUUUGCUUGUUCUAAGCAAAAACUUACUUAAUUUUGACUAGUUUUUCUGAAAACGACAAUAAUGUUUACUUGUCAAGAAAAUCCUUCUUGAUUUAAGAAUUUUUAGAUAUCUUGGUUGGAAACAAGACACAAAAUCUAUGUAAGAAAAGCAUUUUUUUGCAGUGUAUUAACAAUGUUUUGAAGAAUUUCUAUCAAAUGCAAGAAGUGUUUCAAUAUCUAGAGCUGUUUCUGCAUUGAGACAAACGAUAUAUGACGUAUUUGACUGUGUUUGUGUUCAUGUUAUCGUAUGUUACACGGAUCUCUGGACCUCAGCAGUGCUUCUGGACAUUUGACUGUUUAUAUACAGUUUGGAAUACCGGAUCAGACCGCUGAGGAUUAUGAAAACCAGGACAUGAAGCUCAAACACAUCUAGAAAAAAAGAGAAACGAGUGUGUGUGUCUGGCGUCAGUCGUCGAGGGUCAUGGCUGUCUGGGGCAGAGGGUCGCUCCGCUCCUCGCUGCUGCUCUUCAUCUUCCUGCAGAACUCCUGCGACUCCUUGCUGGCGCCGAGGUUCACUAAGAUUCCCACGGAUCAGAUCGGCGUGUCCGGCGGAGUCGUGUCGUUCGUCUGUCAGGCCGCAGGCGACCCGAAGCCUCAGGUGUUCUGGAACAAAAAGGGCAAGAAAGUGAAUUCACAGAGGAUCGAGACCAUAGAGUUUGAUGAAGGGGCGGGAGCAGUGCUGCGUAUCCAGCCACUCAGAGCGCCGCGGGACGAAAACGUUUACGAAUGCGUUGCCAAAAACACAGAAGGUGAAGUCGCUGUGACCUCCAAACUGUCCAUCAUCAGAGAGGACCUGCUGCCCUUCGGCUUCCCCAGCAUCGACAUGGGUCCUCAGCUGAAGGUGGUGGAGCGAACCCGGACCGCGACCAUGCUGUGCGCCGCCAGCGGGAUCCCCGACCCCGAGAUCUCCUGGUUCAAGGACUUUCUGCCGGUGGAGCCGGCGCUCAGCCAAGGGAGGAUCAAGCAGCUGCGAUCAGGUGCGCUCCAGAUCGAGCGCAGCGAGGAGACCGAUCAGGGGAAGUACGAGUGCGUGGCGUCUAACUCUCAAGGCGUACGCUACUCGUCCCCUGCUAACUUAUACGUGAGAGAGCUGCGAGAAGUUCGCCGCGUUCCCCCUCGCUUCACCAUCCCUCCCGUGAGCCACGAGAUCAUGCCGGGCGGCAGCGUGAACAUCACCUGUGUCGCGGUCGGCUCUCCGAUGCCUUACGUGAAGUGGAUGCUGAAUUCGGAGGACCUGACGCCGGAGGACGAGAUGCCCGUGGGCCGGAACGUUCUGGAGCUGAACGGCGUGCGCGAGUCGGCCAACUACACCUGCGUCGCCAUGAGCAGCCUGGGAAUCAUUGAGGCCGUGGCGCAAGUCGUUGUUAAGUCUUUACCCAGAGCUCCUGGUACACCCAUCGUCACGGAGACGACCCCCACCAGCGUCACCAUCACCUGGGACUCUGGGAACCCCGACCCUGUUUCCUAUUACAUCAUUCAGUACCGUGCCAAAUCUCCAGACAGCAAGUACGAGACGGUGGACUCUAUCACCACCACCCGCUACAGCAUCGGCGGCCUGUACCCCAACACCGAGUACGAGAUCCGCGUGUCUGCCGUCAACACCAUCGGCCAGGGUCCACCCAGCAACAGAGUGGAAGCUCGGACCGGAGAGCAAGCGCCCGCCAGCCCACCGCGGAACAUCCAGGCCCGCAUCAUAUCGCAGAACGCAGUGAUGGUGCGCUGGGACGAGCCGGAGGAGCCCAAUGGCUUGAUCAAGGGCUAUCGAGUUUAUUACACCAUGGAUCCUUCGCAGCCGAUGAGCAACUGGCAGAUCCACAAUGUUCAGGACAGCAUGAUAACGACCAUCCACAGCCUCGUGCCGUCUGAGACGUACACCAUCCGUGUGCUGGCCUUCACGUCCGUGGGAGACGGACCCUUCUCUGACCCCGUUCACGUCAAAGUGAGACCUGGAGUUCCUGGGCAGCCAGGGAAGUUCCAGGUGGGUAAAGUGACCGAUACCAGCGUCGAGUUGACCUGGGAACCUGCGUACUCCAAAGAGCCCGUGAAAGCCUACGAACUCAUCUACAAAGCUCCAGAUCUCGGCAUUCAGGAGAAGAGGAAUUUUGAGCCCAGAACGUCGUAUGUGGUGGUGGGUCUGCGCGCCAACACCGAAUACACCUUCUCUCUGGCUGCCGUUUCCAAUAAAGGCAUCGGCGCCUUCACCAAUGAGAUCAACCAACGCACGGCACAAGCAAAGCCCUCGGUUCCCCCGCGCGAUCUCCGCUGCUCCGCUGCUGGCUCCACCUCGCUGUCGGUGAGCUGGGCUCCGGCCGCGGAGGAGCCGCUGGGGUACGAGGUGCGGUUUGGGAGCGGCGGUGACCCCCCGCAGACGCUGCGUCUGGAGCCGGGCGCGGGCCGGGCGCUGCUGAUGGGCCUGCGACGCUGGAGUCAGUACCUCGUGACAGUGGCGGCGAUCACGGCUCAGGGCAGCGGACCGGAGAGCGCGGCGGUAGAGUGCAGAACAGAUGAAGAUGUGCCCGGAGCUCCGCCCCGUCAGGUGGAAGUCCAGCCCAUCAACAGCACGUCUGUUAAAGUGUCGUGGCGCUCCGUGUUGCCAGGGCAACGGAACGGGCAGAUCCGUGGUUACCAGGUUCACUAUGCGCGCAUGGAGAACGGGGAGUCGCAAGGCCUGCCGCGCAUCAAAGACAUGAUGCUGGACGAUGAGCAGAGGGACGCGGAUGAGACGGCGCAAUAUGAACUGAUGCUUGAGGAUCUGCAGCCUGAGACGCUGUACUCCAUCAAUGUGGCGGCCUACACCAUUAAAGGUGAUGGAGCUCAAAGCGUCUCUCAUCUGGUGCGGACACCCGUCGCAUUACCUGCUCGUCCCGUUCUGUCCGUGCAGCUGGUUAAUGAGACGUCCGCUGCGUUGAUCUGGACUCCCCAACAAUCCUCCAACCCUCUGCUGGAGAUCCUGGGCUUUCGUCUGACCUACGGCCUUAAAAACGACUCUCAGUCUGUCUCUCUGGAUUUCAGACCUCAGGAGCGUCAACACAACGUGACCGGCCUGCGUCCUGGAGGCGUUUACUCAUUCCUCCUGGCCGCUAGAGGGCGCUCCGGUUACAGCGAAGAGGCUCUGGAGCAGCUUUCGGUGCCCGAGUUUCCUCCAAAAGGUUUUCCGCAGCUGUCGAGCGUCAACGCCACCUGCUGCUCGCUGCAGUUCACCUGGCUUCCUCCGAACGGCUCGGAACGGAACGCAGUUUUUACCGGAUACACGCUUGCGUAUGAGGAAACAGGUGGUGGCGUUGAGCCUCGGACGCUGAUGGUGCCGGCGGACGUGUCCAGCUACACCAUUCACGGGCUGAAUCCUGACCGGGCGUACGCUGUGAGGAUAUCGGCUCACAACGGCGCUGGGUCGGGCCCGUAUAGCCCACAGGUGCUGUACCGAACCACGGCCUUCGACACAGACGUGCCGAGGAAUUUCUCGGUGAAUCUGGCGACGAAGACGAGCGUGUUGCUGACGUGGGAGUUUCCGGAGAGCAGCGCCCCCUAUCGCUUCACUGUGGAGUACAACCGGCAGAAGAUGGAGGUGGACGCGCGUCUGAGGAAGGCUGUUAUCCCAAACCUGCAGCCGGACACCAGCUACGACUUCAAGAUCACCAGCCCUGAGGGGAACAUGGGCGGACUCAGACACCGCAUCCACGCCAAGACGUCUCCUCCCAUCCUCAUCCGCCGGCCCGAGGUGGACCACACGCGAGAGACCGAAGCCACGGUCACCAUCAUCCUGCCCUCGCUGGACGCCAGGAGCAACGUCAGGAACAUCUACGUGGUGGUGGUUCCUCUGAAGAGAGCCAGAGGAGUGAUACGGCACCUGAAGAGCCCGGACGAGAUGGACCUGGAGGAGCUGCUGAAGGACAUCAGUCAGAAGCAGCGAGAUCCGAGGCAGCGGCAGGUGGAUCUGAGGAGAGCGUACAUCACCGCCCGCUUCACGCCCGCCUCCCUGCCCGCCUUCUUCACGCUCGGAGACCAGCUGGACUACGGAGGCUUCGAGAACCGCGCCUUAGAACCGGGUCAGGAGUAUGUGUUCUUCAUCCUGGCAGAGCUCAACUCCACCACCGGGAAGAUGUUUGUGGCCAGCCCUUACACUGACCCCGUGAUCGCGCCGGACUCGGACCCUCAGCCUCUGGACGCGGGUGACGGUCUCAUCUGGGUGGUGGGACCCGUGCUGGCUGUGGUCUUCAUCAUCUGCAUCGUCAUCGCCAUCCUGCUCUACAAGAAUAAACCUGACAGCAAACGCAAGGACUCUGAGCCGGGAACUAAAUGUUUGCUGAAUAAUGCUGAGAUGAUGGCGCACAAUCCCACGGACCCUGUGGAGAUGAGACGCAUCAACUUCCAGACACCAGGUAUGAUGAGUCACCCGCCCAUCUCCAUGUCUGAGCUGCCCGAGCACACGGAGCGCCUGAAAGCCAACGACAACCUGCAUCUGUCGCAGGAGUACGAGUCGAUUGAUCCCGGGCAGCAGUUCACAUGGGAACAUUCAAACCUGGAGGUGAACAAACCAAAGAACCGCUACGCUAACGUGAUCGCGUAUGACCACACGCGUGUGAUCCUCGCAACGACAGACGGCAUUAUGGGUAGUGACUACAUCAACGCCAACUACAUCGACGGUUACAGGAAGCAGAACGCGUAUAUCGCCACCCAGGGGCCGCUGCCGGAGACCUUCGGGGAUUUUUGGCGGAUGGUGUGGGAGCAGAGAGCAGCUUCAGUGGUCAUGAUGACCAAACUAGAGGAGAAAUCACGGAUCAAGUGUGAUCAAUACUGGCCCAGUCGCGGCACAGACACCUACGGGACGGUCCAGGUCACUCUGCUGGACACCAUGGAGCUGGCCACAUUCUGUGUGCGAACCUUCUCUCUGCACAAGAGCGGCUGUAAUGAGAGGAGAGAGGUGAGGCAGUUCCAGUUCACGGCUUGGCCCGACCACGGCGUUCCCGAAUAUCCCACUCCGUUCCUGGCCUUCCUCCGCAGGGUCAAAGCGUGCAACCCGCCGGACGCCGGCCCCGUCAUCGUCCACUGCAGCGCUGGCGUGGGCCGCACCGGCUGCUUCAUCGUGAUCGACGCCAUGCUGGAGCGCAUCCGUCACGAGCGGACGGUGGAUGUGUACGGUCACGUGACCCUGAUGCGCUCGCAGAGGAACUACAUGGUGCAGACGGAGGAUCAGUACGGCUUCAUCCACGAGGCGCUGCUGGAGGCCGUGGCCUGCGGGAACACAGAGGUGGCGGCGCGCAGCCUCUACUCCUACAUACAGAACCUGUCGCAGGUGGAGGCCGGAGAACACGUGACCGGCAUAGAGCUGGAGUUCAAGCGUCUGGCCAACAGUAAAGCGCACACCUCCAGGUUCGUCAGCGCUAAUCUGCCCUGCAACAAGUUCAAGAACCGGCUGGUGAACAUCAUGCCGUACGAAACCACCCGCGUGUGUCUGCAGCCAAUCAGAGGCCUGGAAGGGUCCGACUACAUCAACGCCAGCUUCAUCGACGGAUACAGGCAGCAGAGGGCAUAUAUUGCGACGCAGGGGCCGCUAGCAGAGACCACUGAGGACUUCUGGCGCAUGCUGUGGGAACACAACUCCACCAUCGUGGUGAUGCUGACCAAACUGCGUGAGAUGGGACGGGAGAAAUGCCAUCAGUACUGGCCAGCCGAGCGCUCGGCGCGCUAUCAGUACUUUGUAGUGGAUCCCAUGGCAGAAUACAACAUGCCGCAGUACAUCCUGAGAGAGUUCAAAGUCACUGAUGCCAGGGACGGACAGUCCAGAACCGUCAGACAGUUCCAGUUCACCGAUUGGCCAGAACAAGGAGUUCCAAAGUCAGGCGAGGGUUUCAUUGAUUUCAUUGGACAGGUGCAUAAAACCAAGGAGCAGUUUGGUCAGGACGGACCAAUCGCAGUCCACUGCAGUGCGGGCGUCGGGCGUACGGGUGUCUUCAUCACCCUGAGUAUCGUCCUGGAGCGGAUGCGUUACGAGGGUGCUGUGGAUAUCUUCCAGACCGUCAAAAUGCUGCGCACACAACGACCAGCGAUGGUGCAAACUGAGGACGAGUAUCAGUUCUGCUAUCAAGCCGCUCUGGAGUACCUUGGAAGUUUUGAUCACUAUGCAACAUAAGAAGAACACCAACCUGUCCAACACCUUCCCCCUCAACAACCCCACAAACACCCGCAGAGGAACGACGACGACACGUGAAACACACACGGACAGCGACGCAGAGCAGACGUUCUCUCAGGAACUCCAGGAGACGCUCUGCGUCAACAACGCAAACUAUUACCUCAGUGUUCAAAUAUUGAUAUUAAUGUUGUGGUCGGCUUUUUAGAAUUAUUAAACUGUGGAUGAAGAUCUUCUUCAUAACAAGAGGAAAAUAUUACAUGUACAAAAUCUAUUUAAAGCAAAACAACGAGAAAAAAAAAAAAAGAAACUAUGAAAUCAAAAGCCUGGAUAAUUGCUGCACCCUUCAGUGGGAGUUUCUUCGAACUGUAUUUGCCAACGUCAGACGUGAAAGAGCGCGACGGAGGGAACGCGAGCCGGUCUGUGCCUGCCUGAGUCAUCGUUGCCAUCCCGAACGAAUGCGUCGGCGCCGCAGAACGGAAGCAGAUCUCCUACCUUCUGUGCCUAACGGAGCGACCGCAGAACCGCAGCCAACGCCGUACAUUAGCACACGUGAUAUAAUCGCUUUCCUGUCCUGAUCCUCGGGAGCUGUGCGCGAGACGGACUGGACUCUGUGAAUACUGUAUUCGGUGUGUCUCUACAUGACUAUAUGCUGCUUACACCGUGUUUGGAGGCCGAGGGAGUUUUGAAUCUCGUAUCCGUAUCAUGUUCUUUUGCUCCUUUCUGCUGUGGCAUAAUGUACUCCGCUGUGUCUUUAUGGUGGGACGACGAAGAGCCUCAAUUAUUGGGUUCAAAGAUAAAUGCACGUUCUAGAGGAAUCGCCAGAUUCAUUCCCCAGUAUUUCCAGCCACGCGUCAAACGCUAGAAAGAUCUUCUGAGACGGUUGCAUUCCUCAUCCGUUUGACUCGUUUCUGGUCGAGCCGAACCCGUCGAAACUCUUCUUGUCAUGUUUAGUUUAGCGCAGGCGUGAUGUUUAGGAGUAGCGCAAGAAACGAGCCGGUUCUGAGAUCUCCACCUGAGACGUGAAGUGAGCCUUAUCGUUGUUGUCAAAUAUUUAAUCGACCUGAUUUUUUUUAUUUCGUUUUGUUUAUAUUAUGCUUGAAUUUUUAAGGAUCUAUUUAUUUAUAUGAUUUUUAUGGCAAUAUAAUUCGUGAGCUGUGGUGUAGUUGGCCAGCUAAUGUGACUGUACAUGGCUCAGAUGUACAGUGUUGUGCUUCGUAACCCUCUCAGAUAUUUUAUAUUUCCUGUGCACUGAUUGUGUUCUAGAGGAAGCCAACGGCCCGCGGCCCUCCGGAGCCCAAACCUUACCGAAACGGUCAUGAAGUAUCGCUAACUUCGCAAACAAAACGCACGUGUUCUUAGACAUUACACACGUUUCUCAUCAGCAUUAUCAGUCAAACUAAACGAGUUAAAGCACACGCAGAGAGACGACAUCAGACUCAGAUCAGCGUCACAGAUCUGCAGUGUACAGUACAGUGAUGCACCGCGGUAAACCCAACAAAAACUACCACGGUAAUACCAUGUUAUCAUGAUUGAAAUGUGAUGGAUGGCUGAUAUAAAGAUUUUAAGCUGCAGUCAUGUUUAGUGUUAAAUUCUGCAAAUUUUCAGUCAUUUUAACCGGAACCCACAUGAUUCUCAUGAAAGAUUCCCACAGGCAGAUUUUAUUUUGAUUGCAUGGAUUCACCAACAAUAAGCUGCUUGGUUUAAACGUGAUUUGUGUGAGUUGUGCUUUUUACAUCACACUACUGACCAGAAAGUUACGAGAGCUCGUUUCCGCCAAUAUUUUUAUAUAAAAAUAAAGAAGGCAAUCGCAACUUUUUAUUUCACAAUUCUGAGUUUACAUCCCAAAAUGUGUUUAUAAAAUAAAAAGGUAAAUGCAACUUUCUAUCUCACAGUACUGCUUUUCUUUCUCGUAACUGAGUUUAUAUCUUGCUGUUCAGACUUCUCAGAAUUGCAAGUUUAUAUCUCGCAAAUUACAAGUUAUAAACUCGCAACUGCAUUUCGCGAUUCUGAGUUUAUUGAGAAUUGUGAGAAAAAAGUCAGAAUUGCAUUUACAUUCAGUCAUUUAGCAGACGCUUUUAUCCAAAGAGAAUUACAAAUGAGGACAAUAGAAGCAAUCAAAACCAAGAAGAGAACAAUGAUAUGCAUUGAAUUGUGAGUUAAACUCCAAUUACCUUUUUCUUUGAUUUUAUUAUUAUUUAUUGUUAGUAUUAUUUUAUUCUGUGGUGGAAAUGGGCUUCCAAUAAAAAGACAAUAGAAAAUUCCUCUAAUGUGACUGCACUUUUACACAGUAUUGCUGAAAUUAUUAUCCGUACUUUCUGUAGAUUUCAGAAAAUGAUGCUUCUGCUUCUUCAGGUGAAUGUGGUUGUUGGCUGAUGCUGAUGAUCUCAGUAAUGACCAGAUAUCAGCUGAUCGACCGCGGUAUCCGCAUCACUGUACCGUAGCACGAGCUCAUCCUAGUAAAGGAGACGCUGAUCUGCAGUGUUCCUCUCGUCAUGAAUGAAAGCACAUUGAGACAUGAUUCUGCUGCUCAUCUCAAUCAGAUAUUCUCUAUGAAAUAUGAAAUGUUCCUUUGGAGAUGAAAGCACACAAACGAACCAAAAGCAACAACUGAUCAGACGACAGUGUGCCGUGUGAAGGUGGGCCGCGUGCUGACCUACAGUAGUGUUUCACUUCUCUGCUUAUUGAUUUCAGAUCAUGUAUGUAGAUAUGUCAACUUUGUAUUAAAACUGAACGACUGGAUAUACUGACGUGAA